AUGCGCCGUCUGUUUCAGACAUGGCUACUCCUUCAGCUGCACGGAGUGCCCGGUGUUCGCGUGGACAGCGAGAACCAAACCAGCCACGGCGUUACAUCCACCACAGGUCCGAUGUCGAUGGUAGGAGGCAAGAAGAACGACACGCUGCAGAAAGUGGAGGACUUCCUUUCUGUUGCAAUGGGUAAUCAGUCCACUUCCGGAAUCGUCGGGGUGGCCAAAAACACGGAAGGGGACUUCGCGACCAUGAAGACUGCCUUUUGCUUCAACCUCGCCUCCUCGCUGGCAGCUUUUGUCGCAUUCACGGCUCUUCGGGCCUUGGUCCCUGCAGUGUACGGCAAAGAUGCCGAGGAGGUGGCAGCGGCCAACGACGGCCCAAGGCCCCUGCUCGCGCUGGAGCCCCCAAGAUACCGCGUGCGCAGCCUCGGCGAUGUGGCCUCGGCUCUCUUUGGCUGGAUCUCGGUCGUCCGAAGCAUGCAGGAGGAAGAGGUCGUCGCGAGGUGUGGUCUGGAUGGCCUGCAGCUGCUGGAACUCCUCCGCCUCGGGGGUAGGCUUGCAGCCUUGUGGGGCGGCGCCAUCAUGUGUUUGCUGUGUCCGCUCCACUUCUACCUUCAUCUGCAGCUCUCCAAUGAAGGCACCUUGCUCAGCAGGACAAGCCUCAAUGGCCUUGCCGUAGAUCGCUUGGAGCGGCAUCAUCACCUUCUGCUGAUCUGGACGCACGCCGCCACAGUCUGGUUUGUCGUCCUCGCAGCUUCCUAUGAAGUCUACGCUGCACAAAGCCGCUUCCUGACACGGCGUUUCGAGUGGUUAAAGCGAAUUCCGGAGCCCAGAGCCACCACUUUGCUUGUGGAGAACCUGCCCUUGGAGUGUAGGUCCGAUUUCGCUUUGCACCAGUACUUCGCCCGGCUCUUCUCCCGGGAGGCCAUCAAAAGCGCCUACAUCGUCCGGCGCACGGACAAGCGGCUCAAACGCCUCUUUCUGGACAUGGAGAGGCUCCGAGAUGACCUCCACUGUGCUCAACACAUGAGGGAGCCGAGUGGCAGUCGGCACUUGCAAAGUGCCUGGUGCUGCUACCGGCGGGAAGAUGUGGGCUUUUACACACGCGAAUUGGAAGCAUUGCAAGAGGCCUUUGCUAAGGAACGACAGGCAGUGGAGGAGGGGGUGAUGGCCAUGGACCCCCAAGUGUGCAGCUGCGCGGGUUUCGUGACUUUCACAUCGAGACGGAUGUGCAUGCUGGCAAGGCAGCCCCAGUAUCGCGCGGACUCCUCACAACUCACGGUGGCGAUGCCUCCAGAUCCGGAAGACGUGAGGUACCACGAUUUGGCCAAAGAUCCCCAGCUGCAGGCUUCUGGCAACGUAACGGCGGCGGGGCUACUCCUGCUAAUUUUCAUUGUCUGGGCGCCGUUGAUCGCUACAUUCAUGGAUCGGGUGGAGCCGAUUCUUCUGCGCCUCUUCGAGGAUUUCCCAGCGAUCCAGCAUCUGGUUCAGGGGGUGUUGAGCACUGGAGCUUUGAAGAUGUUCAUGGCAUUCCUCCCCACGCUGCUGAUGGCAAUUAUAAGCAACGUCUUGACUUUGAAAGCGGGCACAUGGGCACAGCUGAAGUUGCAGGACUGGUAUUUCUCAUUCCAGGUUGUUUUCGUCCUCUUGGUGACAGCAAUCGUGGGGACCAUACUGGACGUCUUGGCGAAAGUGCUGGCGCACCCUGGCGAGGUUAUCUAUCUGCUUGCCGAUGCCCUGCCCGGGUUCUCCAACUUUUACAUCAACUACCUGAUGUUGGGCUGCUUGCUGCACGUCUUCGACCUUCUGCGCUUCGUCCAGUUGGCCAAGUACCUCCUUGCACGCUUUGCUCGGGGCGACAACGACCCCUCGGAGGCACGAAAAGCCAGCGAGCCCGAGGAUCAGGACAGCGAUGGGAUGGGGGCUCGCAUGGCAAAGAUCACGCUGCACAUCGUUGUGGCCAGUGUCUUCGCGAGCUGCUGCCCGCUCAUCUUGAUAUUUGCUUGGCUGUACUGCACCAUCGGGAGCCUGAGCUACGGAUACCUCCUGAUCUAUGCGGAAACCAAGAAGCCAGACAUGGGCGGGUCUUUCUGGGUCAAGAGCUUGCGACAUCUCUUCGCUGGCCUGGCAAUCUAUGUGCUGCUCAUGGUGGGCCUUCUGAGCAGGGCCUGUGGCCCCUCCCGCGAGGCGCCCCUGGUGGCGGCCCUCGCGCUUCUGGCUCUCGGUUUGGGCUUCCACCGCUUCUCCGCACUGAGCUGGGAGACACUCCCCUUUGAGGCUAUUGUUGAGGUGGACUUAGCAGACCGCGAACGGGGCAAACACCACGGCAACUACUGGCAGGUUGAGUGCCGGCCUCUUGAUCGGCGUGCAUCUCAAACUCAGAAGCGAGGUGACGGCACGGACUGA
Molecule: messenger RNA, 2400 nt
Organism: Symbiodinium necroappetens
Lineage: Eukaryota; Dinophyceae; Suessiales; Symbiodiniaceae
Source: the annotation of a GenBank genome assembly